UAUUGUUGAGCAAACGCCAUUUAUUGAGACAAUAAAGAAACACCAAUCAUAAAAAGGGGGCCCUAAACUAAAGCAUGAAAAGCAAACUCAUUCGAAUUCUCCCUCACUACAACUCUGUGUAUUUAUGUGUGAGAGAGAAAGUUCAUUGCAAAGCUGCUAUCUUUUUCUUCAUGAAGGCCUGAACCCCAUUUCUUCAGACAUGGAAGAUUUCUUUACAGAACAUCAAGAAUUAUUCGUAUUUUAUCAGUCUGAUCUUCAUGCACCCUACACUCAUUUCUCUCUUCAUGAAAUCUUGUCCAUUCUGUAGGGCAAUCUUCUAGGUUCAAAAAAAUCAAGAAAUCUUGAACCCUUUGCCAAUCUAAGCUUCAUGUACACAAUGUCCUUUUAAAUAUUGACCCCUUUGUAAGUCGAAUUUCAGGGCACCCUUCAGAAAUUCACCUACAAAUUCUUCUUUAAGCUUCAUGUACACCAAUGCCCCUUUCAUUCGACAAAUCUUGACCCUUUUCUAAGUCAAAUUUCAGAAAUUAUCCUACAAGUCCUUCUUUAAGCUUCAUCUACACAACAACCAUUUCAUUCAAGAAUAUUGACCAGAUUGUAAGUCGAAAUUUAAGGGUACCCUUCAUAGAUUGCUCACAAAUCCUUUAAGCUUCAUGUGCACGUUCAAGAAAUCUUGAUCUUUGGCGAGACAAAUUGCAGGGCACCCUUCAGAUAUUCCCUACAAAGCUUCACAAAAACCAAUCCAAUACCAUUUCAUUCAAGAAAUCCCGACCCUUUUAUAAAGACAUACUUCAGGGUACCCUUCAAAGAUUAUCCCAAAGCUCCUUUCUCAUUCCAUUCAAGUAACCUUGACUCUUGUAAGUCAAAUUUAAGGGGACCCUUCAAAGAUUAUCACUACCCAGUUGCGGAAUUGUGGGUUAGAUGUUAAGAAUGAGGGAUUUCCCUUCUUGUUUCGGUGAAAAUGGCGUUCAAAUUGCCGAUGCUUCUUCGUCUUCUUCUUCGUCAGGUGUUUCCACCGAUAGAAAUGCACAGAGUCUUGUUACUUGUGUUUACCAGUGUAAAUUACACAGUUGUUGCUUCAUCGUCACGACAACUUGGACUAAAAACAUAAUGGGUCAAGCUCUUUCUGUUGAAAUCGAUGAUUCCAGUACGCAAUCUGUCUGUAAACUCGAAAUCAAACCAUGGUUGUUCUCCAAAAGAAAAGGGUUUAAAACCAUGGAAAUGGGUUCAAAUUCAAUCCACGCCUUUUGGGAUCUUUCAUCUGCUAAAUUCGGUUCUUCCCCUGAACCAAUCGAGGGUUUCUAUUUUGCCAUCACUGUCAACCAAGAACUGAUCUUGUUGCUGGGUGAUAUGGAGAAAGAAGUGUACAAAAAGAUGAAUCAUGUGAUGACUUCUUCACCGAAUUCUGUUUUCGUAUCGAAAAAAGAACAUAUUUUUGGUAAAAAAGUGUAUGCAACGACAGCCCAGUUUUGUGGUAAGGGACAAGUACAUGAGGUACUGAUCGAGUGCGAUACAAUUAGCACUAAUGAUCCGUGUUUAUUGAUACGUAUUGAUGGUAAAUUGGUGUUGCAAGUGAAGCGACUUCGAUGGAAGUUUAGGGGAAACUGCACAAUUUUGAUCGAUGGAUUGCCGGUUGAGGUUUAUUGGGAUGUUUAUGGUUGGUUUUUUGGUAAUUUUAUAGGGAAUGCGGUGUUUUUGUUUCAAACUUGUCUUUCGGCUGAGAAAUUAUGGGGUUCUGGUUCGGGUUCGGAUCACUCAGGGGUAAGUUGGUCGAGUUCGUUGGGUAAAGAUUCUCGAUCACAAGGUCUUGGUUUUUCUUUGGUGUUGUAUGCUUGGAAAAAUGAAUAGGGUUUUUGUGUUUGUGUAAACUUUGUUUAUUAGUGGUUUUAUCUCAUAAUGGAGUGAUCUCGUUUUAUAGUA
Lactuca sativa (garden lettuce) is the source of this 1917-nucleotide messenger RNA. RefSeq lists its product as uncharacterized. The record is from RefSeq and is a predicted model, not a curated record. Lineage: Eukaryota; Viridiplantae; Streptophyta; Magnoliopsida; Asterales; Asteraceae.